Molecule: messenger RNA, 390 nt
Organism: Colletotrichum gloeosporioides
Lineage: Eukaryota; Fungi; Ascomycota; Sordariomycetes; Glomerellales; Glomerellaceae
Exons: 1
Coding region: 1-390 (129 amino acids)
Source: RefSeq, a predicted model, not a curated record
AUGUUUGUUAGACUCUUUCUCAUGUUUUGUGCGCUCGCACUUGGCGCACUCGCCGAUAGACAUCACUUCUGCUGGUGCAACAGCGAGCAAGUACCAGACCACGACCUCUGCUUGACGCAAGCCGCUUGCAACUAUUAUCCACAAGACAAGUUUUUCGGCGUGCACUACGGCGACCCGAACGCGCCAACUAUUUCCAAGAUGAACUUUAAGAAGCAAGAGUGCUAUGGCACGCGCGCAUGGCCCAUCAUCCCGCACCCCUUCCUCGGAGGCAACGAAUUUGAAGAUGCGUGUUACGCUGCCGCGGCGGAUCCCGCCGUCAUCAAUGCGUGCGGCAUCUCACCGGGAACACGAACCAAAAUCAAGUCUCGUUGUUCUCACGGAUUUGACUAA